Molecule: messenger RNA, 3063 nt
Organism: Talaromyces rugulosus
Lineage: Eukaryota; Fungi; Ascomycota; Eurotiomycetes; Eurotiales; Trichocomaceae
Exons: 10
Coding region: 1-3063 (1020 amino acids)
Biological process (GO): carbohydrate metabolic process; DNA replication
Cellular component (GO): nucleus; delta DNA polymerase complex
Source: RefSeq, a predicted model, not a curated record
AUGGCGGCAGAUUAUAAGAGAUAUUUGGCUGAGAACGUGCUUAAUGAGAAGCGCACGGUGACCUACCGACUGCUCAGUCGAGCUCUAAAAAUCCACAGCAACCUUGCCAAGCAGAUGCUCUUCGAUUUUCACCGAACCGAAAAUGCAAAGCGGUCAAAGAGCGUGUCAGCGACGUAUCUAAUCUGCGGGGUUCAAGCAUCGGGGAAAAAGUCGACUGAGAAUGGAGUAUCAAAUGACGAAGAUGUGCCAAUGAAGAGCAGUCCCUUUAUGAGUUCCAUGCCGCAGCCAGAUGAGACGGAGCAAUCUAUUCCAGUCACUACAUUUGUCCUGGCCAGGGAAGAGGACCUCGAAGGCGCGAAAGCUAGCUUUCAGUCCAUCUCAAUGAUUCACGUCUAUAGUUUGCAGGUAAAUGCGCUUCAGGACCUGAACGCUCUGUCAGAUGUGAGCCGCGAAAUCCUCUCCUCCUACGGACACGAAGACCCUCUCGAACACGGAAAACAAUGGGGAAUGAUACAGAAUGAACACGUCAAACGAAGAAAAGCAACGAGACCACCACCUCCGGCUGCUGCACCUGCGGCCCCAAAGCCCAGCACUCCUACACAGGAGCCCCCACAAAAGGAGAGUGAUCAAGAGACUACGUCCAAACCGCCACCGCAGCAGAAGAAUGAAGGGAAACCAGAAAAGCCAGCACCGCAGCGGAAGAAGGGGGAUCUGUUUUCUUCCUUUGCCAAGACGAAGCCCAAGACGAAAACCGAGUCUGCAGCAGGCGCCGAAUCUGCCAAAAAAGAUAGUUCUACAAGUGGCAUAUUUGGUGGAGAUGAUGCGGACGAAGGAGAAGACGGAGAUGUUUUUGUCAAUAGCACGGAAGACAAAAACACGUCCACGCGAGAAUCACGCAAGGAACGGGAAGCGAGGCUGAAGCAAAUGAUGGAGGAUGACGAUGGUAGAGUGCACCGGCCUCUCUAUCAUGGCCGUACUGACGCUUGUAUAGAUGAAGAGAUGCCCGAUGCGUCUGCGGAAUCAGCAGAGGAACCCGAACCAGAACCAGAACCCGAGCCCGAACCUGAGCCAGAGCCAGAGCCCAAGGCUGAACCGGAAGAGCCAAAGCAAGAAGUCACUGUUUCAAACGGGCGUCGCAGGGGCAAGCGAAAGGUCAUGAAGAAGAAAACAAAAAAGGACGAGGAGGGCUAUCUUGUUACUGUCGAGGAGCCUGUCUGGGAAUCCUUCUCUGAGGACGAGCCAGCAGCGCCACCAAAGAAGAAGCCUGCUCUCAGCUCAACUGGGUCGAAAGGAAAGAAAGCCGGGCAAGGCAAUAUCAUGUCAUUUUUCUCAAAGAACUGGGCCCGAUCCGUCUCUCAAAGUCGAGGUGUAUAUAAGGCCGCAUUAGUUCCUUCCUGUGUGCUGCUCACGAGUCACCACCACACUCCCCGCAUCGCCAUGGUUUCUGCUGCUUCAACUCCGGCCGCCAUCGCGCUGGCUCUGCUUGCUGGCCAUUGCGCUGCCAAACAGCCUCGUGACGAUCCGGCUCUGCUUCGCCGCGCGUGUCCCGACUAUCUCGACUAUUCUCAGGUGCCGCAUGCUCCUUACAGCGAUGGUCCGUUGAAGCUUCCCUUUCAACGACCAGCGCCAGAAUGCCGCACGUUUUCGUCACAGUCUGUCGAGAAAGUCAUCUCUGAUGUGACAUCCCGGCUGGUGGACAAGGAUCUCGCCCAGCUGUUCACCAAUGCGUUGCCAAACACCCUGGAUACCACCGUAGCCUGGCACGUCAACGGCACCAGCAAGCAGAAGCGGGGGAACCAUUACAAGCGCAACGUCUCCGAGUCCUGGCAGGGCGCCCAGUCGUUCAUCGUAACCGGCGAUAUUACAGCUGAGUGGCUGCGUGACAGCACCAACCAGCUAGAGCCGUACCAGCCGCUGGCAAAGAACGACGAGGCCCUCUACCAGCUCAUUCUCGGCGCUAUCCACACGCAGGCCGAGUUUGUCAUUCAGUCUCCGUACUGCAAUGCCUUCCAGCCGCCUCCUCCCAGCGGUCUCAAGGCCACCGCCAAUACUCAGAAGGACACCGUUCACCCUACGUAUGACUCCUCCGUGGUCUUCGAAUGCAAGUACGAGCUCGAUUCCUUGGCAGCUUUCCUGUCACUGGGUAAUCAGUUCCACAACGCGACCGGGUCCACUGAGUACCUCACUGAUCGGUGGUACAAGGCAUUGAACACUGUUUUGGAGUUGCUGGAUGCCGAGUCGCAGCCGACUUUUGACACCAAUGGCCAGUUCGUCAGCAACGUAUACACUUUCCAGCGACAGACCACACUGGGAACGGAGACUCUGACCUUGACUGGAGAGGGAAACCCUCUCAACAAGGGCACUGGCUUGAUUCGCAGUGCAUUUCGACCCAGUGACGACGCGACCAUCCUCGGAUUCUUCAUUCCGCCUAACGCCAUGAUGGCCGUUCAGCUGGGCAAGACUGCCAACGCAGUUGAAAAGGCCGGCGGAGACGUGAAUCUCAUCAAUGACCUGCGCAUCCGAGCCAACAACCUUCGUGAGGCUGUGCAGAAGUACGGCAUCGUCAACCAUCCCGCCUAUGGCGAAGUGUACGCCUUUGAAAUCGAUGGUUAUGGCUCUCACAUUUUCAUGGACGAUGCCAACAUCCCCUCGUUGCUGUCCCUGCCUUACUUGGAAUUCGUCGAGGCUGAUGACCCGGUCUACCAAACCACGCGCAAGAUGAUCUUGGAGGCAGAUGGAAACCCUUACUACUUGAGCGGUUCGGCUUUUAGGGGAAUUGGUGGCCCGCAUAUCGGUCUAACUGCUGCUUGGCCCAUGUCUCGCCUGGUCCAGGCGCAGACGAGCAACGACGAUGCCGAAAUCAUAGACUCGAUCAACGCCGUUGUCAACUCGAGUCUGCUGGGCCUGGUCCACGAGUCGAUCAAUGUCAACAACAUAACCGAUUACACGCGUCCCUGGUUCUCCUGGGCCAACUCUCUGUUUGCGCAGACCAUCCUCAAGGUUGCUGAAGAGCGUCCUCAUUUGAUUUUUGACAGCGACAAGCCGUACACGGUUCCUUCUUAA